CUCAGCCUCGCGCCUAGAUGACAUGUCGCUUCAUCACUGUACGCGCCCCUCAAGAUCGCAUAUUCAACAAGCGUCCCCACCAGACCCGCUUCCCCGCCCCGACUAAGCCGCACAGGCGCUAGACAGGACAAUGGACGCAACGACGACCACGCUGUGCCUGUGCAUCGGCGUCGCAUCAGUAUUAGCCGUGCUCUACGACCGAUGUACAAAGGGGAUCCCGUCGCGACUGCGAGCGGGAGAGGCACCUCAGAGCGCGUCUGGCUUCGUCAGAGCUGACACGUUCAGCCUGCCCGACAAACCCGCACGCGCUCACGGGAUCGACAUCGUCUUUGUGCACGGCCUCGGCUCAAACCCCGACACGACAUGGGGACGGAGGGAGUCCAAUUGGGUCAAUGACUUCCUCACGCAAGACAUUCCCAAGGUGUUUCACGAGGACAUUCGAAUCUUCUUCUACAACUACGACUCGUACUGGAAGAGGGAUGCUGUGCAGACGCGCCUGUGGAGGCUCGGAAAAAGCCUGCUUGACGGCAUGUGCUCGCUGAUCCGGGGCACAGAGGAGGAGCGGACGCGCAGUCUUAUCUUUGUCGGCCACAGCUAUGGGGGCCUUGUUAUCAAACGGGCACUUAUCCUAGCUUACCAGGACCAAGCCUUCAAUCACGUCGCCGAACACACGAGAGGCGUUGUUUUCUUAGGCACGCCCCACCGAGGAUCGAGCUUCAGCACGUGGGGCAGCCUCGCCGCACGAGCGCUGGGGCCGCUCGGAUCAAACCCAUCGCUUCUGCAAGAAGUAGAGUAUGACGCGCUUCCUCUUCUCGAAUUGCAUGAAGAGUUCGAAAGUGCAAGGAGCGAGAAGCUUCAAGUGGUCAAUUUUUUUGAGCAGCGCAAGAUGCGACUUGUCAAAGUGUGGUUCUUCCGGUGGGAUGAAUUUUGCGUUCGGGAGCAGUCAGCGACGUACAGCCGCGUUGAGAACAUUGGCCUCUCUGUCGACCACUACGGCCUGAACAAGUAUACAUCAAGAGACGGAAACUACAAGAGGAUUCUUGGCAAGCUUCUUAACAUUAUCACACCCAUUGCCUCCCAGAAGCAGCACCAGCUGUACUCUGUUCCUAUCGCUACGGUCGAGAGCUAUGUCAAGCGGGAUCUACUUUCGACUAAAAUCGAAGACGAGCUACGUGUGCACGACCAGGAAGCUGGUGUUCCUCGUGUGCUUAUCAUCCAUGGACUUGGUGGUACUGGAAAGACCCAGCUAGCACGGCAGUACAUCGAAGACUAUAAGGACGAGUACAAUCCUAUUCUUUGGAUUGACUCUACAGACCAGGGAUCUGUGCAAGCAAGUUUCAAGCGGUGCGCAGGCGAGCUUGGGCUACCAGUGGAUCAGGGGAGCAUACAGACCUCUAAGCUUGCGGACUCUCUCGCUGUACAGGCGGUACUCAGGUGGUUUCGCAAUCGAAAGAGAACGGACGACCGGUGGCUAGUAGUUUUUGACAAUGCUGAUGAUCACAAAAUGGAGGUCCAAAGUGUCAUUCCAAAAGGCAAUUAUGGGAGCAUUAUCAUCACCAGCCAAGACAGUAAUCUGUUGAAUCGUAUGAAAGACUACAGAGAAGUAGAAGUGGGUACUAUGGAGUCACUGGAAGCAAAGACGCUUCUUCUCAGACACCUCAAACUAGAAGUCAGCAUCGCCGCAGAAGAUAUCCUAGUAGAUUGCAACAAGAUUGCAGAGAAGCUUGGAUACUUGCCUCUUGCUGUUGACCUCGCUGGAGCAUAUAUUGGCAGAAGUAAAAAAGACCCGAUACGAGCCUUGCGGCAGUAUCUUGUGGAUUACGACAAACAGCAUGACUAUCUGCUAAAGGACACUAGGUUCUGCGAUUCCUCAGCAAGCGAGAAGACGGUGUGGACAGUCUGGAGCACAACGCUUAAAAGGAUUGAGCAGAAUCAUGCGGAUUUGCGACCAGACUUGUUGCUUGCCUUCUUGGCGCGAUUUCGCAGUGGUGUGGUGCAGGACGAGCUGCUCCGUCUGGCGAGCUUAAGCUUGUCUACUGUAGCCCAAAAAAUGUACGGCGGGACUGCAGAACUACCAAACUGGCUCGCCAAGAUCCUGGAGUUGGACGAGAAGGGGUGGGUCGACUUCCAUUACCGGCAGGGCUGCGACGUGCUUGUUCAAUACAGCUUGCUGCAGCGAACUCCAGGAACUUGGCAGGGUGUGAGAAUGCAUAGUCUAGUCAAAUGGCGAGCAAAGAAGUACGAAGAGGAGCAGCCGUGGGAAAAGUGGUAUCUAAUGACUGUUUUGGCAGGGUGUGUUCAGUUGUCUAGGGAUCAUGCAAGACCAGCGUUUCGAAGAGAACUAGUCACAAAUGUCCCGGCGCCAGAUGAGAGGUAUUUGGAUGAGGUGGGCGUAGAUGACAAGAGGAAAGAGUUUGUAUGGCACACUGUCGGCACAGUGUAUUUUUAUGAAGGCCGGUGGAAGGAGGCUGAAGAGCUGGAGGUGCAAGUGAUGGAGACGAGCUCAAGGGUGCUUGGCAAGGAGCAUCCCGACACGCUGACCAGCAUGAACAAUCUCGCCUUUACUUUGAAAUCCCAAAGCCGAAACCAAGAGGCCCUCGCUCUACUAGAAAAAUGCUUUCAGCUGUGCAAAAGUAUCCAUGGCGAACAAUAUCCACACACAGAAUUGGUACAUGCUACAUUAGGUAAAUGGCGGGCAGAGAAUAAUAGCAAGGUAGAUCUGUAAUGUCGUCUUAGUCUGUAGUAUACAAAGUAGAAUGGUGUAAAUCAGGU
This is a messenger RNA of Didymella exigua CBS 183.55, 2772 nucleotides long. RefSeq lists its product as uncharacterized. Bases 131 to 2725 code for a protein of 864 amino acids. The transcript has 7 exons. NCBI's taxonomy places the organism in Eukaryota, Fungi, Ascomycota, Dothideomycetes, Pleosporales, Didymellaceae. The record is from RefSeq and is a predicted model, not a curated record. Gene Ontology annotation, molecular function: protein binding; ADP binding.